This is a messenger RNA of Coffea eugenioides, 926 nucleotides long. RefSeq lists its product as uncharacterized. Bases 212 to 643 code for a protein of 143 amino acids. The transcript has 2 exons. NCBI's taxonomy places the organism in Eukaryota, Viridiplantae, Streptophyta, Magnoliopsida, Gentianales, Rubiaceae. The record is from RefSeq and is a predicted model, not a curated record.
CUGGAUAAGAUGAUGAGAGAAACAGGCAGAGACAAUUGAUAAACCCCGCCAGCUCCCUGGUCUCUACCAAGAAAGGGUUUAAGAAUUAAGACCCCUUUUGGUCAAUCUUCACAAGAAAGUUCAAUUCAAUCGUCCAGUUUCAUCAGAAAUCAAGGAAAAGAUUUGCAGGCAAAUUCAACUGUCUCGUGCUGGCAAUAGUUGAGGGUUGAACAUGGCCACGGUAACUAUGACUCCUUCAUGGAGUUCCUUCUCCAUGAAAAGUAGCAGCAGAGAGCAUAAAAGCUCAGGUAGUUGUUCUAGGCCGUGUCAAAGUAUUAAAGCCAUGAGAAUAGAGAAACCACUGGAGGAACUAUACAAUGUAAGGGUAGAAAGGAAUGUGUCAAAGGAGCGAUUAGCAGAGCUCAGUGUCUCAAAAUGGUCGGUGUGGAAGACAGGCAAGUGCAAGCUUCCUUGGGACUGGCAUGUCGAUCAGUUGGUUUAUAUCGAAGAAGGGGAGGUAAGGGUAGUGCCUGAAGGAAGCGAACGCUUUAUGCGGUUCGUGGCUGGUGACCUUGUUCGUUACCCAAAAUGGUUUGAAGCAGAUCUAUGGUUCAAUGAUUUCUACCAAGAACGCUACAAGUUUCGAGCAUAUGGAGAUGACUAGCAAUGAUGCAUCUAAUGCAUCAUAUGGAGUAAAUCACUUUCUCCACUUGAGUUUUGAUUGUAGCAGGGAUGAGUUUGUGGUUUGAGUUUACUACAUUUACUAUAGCUAACGGAGUUUCUUUUCUGAAGUUCCACACUAUGCCUGUUUUCAACAUGUUUGGUCAGUGCAGACUAGGCUAUUAAUCGUGAACAAUGACCACGAAAAUACUUUGGUGAACCAAAGGAAUACACACUUCAGCCCCUUUGAAUGAUCAAAAUGAAAAGCAUUGGACAAGUCAGAAAUA